AUGCUAAAUGAUUCAUAAGAUAUUGCAAGCAAAUUACAAUGUUAAAUAUCAAAAGAAGUUAAUGAAAUAUUGCAAAUAGAAAAUAUUAAUCAAAAUGAAUAUGGAAUUUAUAGAACUAAAAAAGGACACCUUAUAAAAUUUGAUGAAUUCAAUGACUAUACCCUUGAUUAAGAUGUUUUAGUUUACAUUGAUAAAAAAGUGAAAAGUUAAUAUGUUGUAAGAUUCAUCCAUAAUCAUUUUAGAUGUAACUUGAAUUUGAAAAGAAUUAUGAUAUUGAAUAAUAUGUUAUAGAGGGUAGAAAUUAUGUCUACAUUAGAACAAAAUUAAUGAAUAUGUAGAAUAAAUAAGAGAUAAUAAAUUUGCAUUUAUUAAAUAUUUAUUAACAAGGGUCUAUUAAAUAACUAAUAUAGGAAACUCUAAAUGGACUUUAGUUUAGCUUUAAAUUUAAAGAUUAAUAAGAUUAUUUUGUAUAGAUAAUAUUUGCUACUUUGUUUGAUAAUGAUUUUAAGGGAACUGAAUCAUAAGUGAAUAAUCUCGUUUAAUAAAUAUAAAAAAAUUAUGUUUCUUGCCAAAUAAAUGAGUGUAAAAAGGAUAAGGAACUAUUUAAUUUGCUUUAAAAUAUUUAAUUAUAAUAGAUUCCUCCAAAAUUUAUAAAAGAAUGUAUAUAUUUAAAUAUAUAGUUAGGUUCAUUAAAAACAUCAUAAUCUAUUUAGUAUUAUACUCUAAUAAACUCAAUUUAUGCUGCAAAUAUUGAAUUGGAAGAGAAGAAUGAAAUAAAUUUUAAUAUUGAAUUUACAUUAGAAUGUAUAAGAUUGAUAAGUUACAUUGAAGAAAGAAAUCAUAUAAAGAUGGAAUUUGAUUAAUACUUUUGCAUUGAUAAUUUGAUAUAUCAUUUUAGAUUUAGUUCAAGUAGAAAUUAUUGAUUAAUUUAAGUUAGUUCAAAAUUAAUAAAGAUUUAACUAUUAUGUAAUACUCAUUUAAGUUAACAAUGAUAUCAACCAAAAUCAAUUAAUAGAAGAGUUGUUUUUUAUAAUAGAGAAUUUAAAAUGUUAAAAGAAUAUAUAACAAAAUAAUCACAAUUUAGAAAAACUCAUCUAAAUGAAUUCUUCUUUUAUUUAACAAUAAUAAAAUUAAAAUAAAGAAGGAAUUAAAAUUUAAGAAGAUCCUGAUAAAAACAUAUUUAUUGAAGAAAACAUAAUGAUUAACAUAGAUGAAGGAAUUUAGUAAAUUAAUACCUAAUCAAAAUUAUUAUAUUCUAAUAAUAAUGAAAAAAAUGAGGGAAUACAAUUCAUACAAAUUAAUUAAUCUUAAGGAAGUAUACCUUAAAUUGAAAUUAAAUAGGACUUACCAUUAGAAGAAGAUUAAGAUAUUAAAAUAUAAUAAGAACAAUUUGAUACUUAAAAUAUAACUAAUGAUGACAUCUUUGAUUAGCCUUUAUAAGUUGAACAAUAAUAGCAUUAAUAAAGGCUAAAUUAGAUAGAUUAAUAUGAAAAGAAAAUAAAAGAAACUUAAGAAAUUCAAGAAUCUAUCAAUUUUAAUAAUUCCGAUAAAAAAUAAUAGUAAGAAUAAAAAAUUGAAAAUAUAGUUUUUGAUGAAUAUAAUUAAUCUAGAUUAUAAUAGUAGGAUAAUCUAACAAAUUAAAAUAUCAUAGAUAAAUAAUUAUAAAACAAUUAAUAAGUAUAAUAACAUAAUCAUUAAAAUUAAAAUUAAGAUGAUCUUCAAAAAGAAUAAUAAAAUCAUUAUGAUUAAUAUGAAUCUCAUUAAAAUCAUCAUCAUCAUCAUAAUCAUAAUCAUCAUUAUAAUUAAUAAUUUAGAAGUAUUUAAUAUGAAGAUGAAUAAUCUUAUUCUGAAUAUGAAUAACCAAUCCAUCAUCAUUAUCACCAUCAUCAUCACUCAUUCCAUCAUCAUAAUCAUUAAUUAGAUAAUUCUUUUUAAGAAAAUGAUGGUUACAAUCUAAGAGGCUAAAGUGUAGUUUCUAAAAGAAAUAAUUUAAGGGGUAACAAGUUUAGAGAUGAUUCUUUGUAUAACAAUAAUGAUCCAGAAAUAAUUGAUAGAAUCAUAAUAGAAUAUAAUUUUUCUUAAAGAGAAAAUGAUGAAUCAUAAGAACAAUAGUAAUAAUAGGGAAAUUAAUCAAAAAAAGAUCAUAAAAAAGAAAAUCCUAUACCAGGCCCUAAAAAAUAAUAAAUCUAAUAUGGAGAAGAUGAAUCAUAAUAAUCUAAUAAUAAAAACACUUAAAAUCAAAAUAAAAAUCAAUAGAGUACUGAUAAUUAAAAUAAAAAAUAAAAAAGUAAAACAUAAAGUUAAUCAAAUGAUUCAGAAGAAGUGGAAAAUAAUGAAUAAGAGAAUAAUGAUUAAACAUAAAAUGAUAAAUAAAUUGAAUAAGAUGAACCAAAAAAAUCAUCUACUUAAAAAUAAAAUAAUAAAGAUAAGGACAAUAAAUAAUAAUAAAAGGCACCUUCAAAUAAAAAUGCAAAACCAUUAGAUAAAAAUGGAACAAAUUAACAGGAGGAAGAAGGAAGUAAUCAAAAUAAUAAUGAAGAUGAUGAAAAUAAUUCAGAAUAAAAGGCUAAAUCAAAGAAUAAGAAUAAUAAAUAAAAAAGUUAAGAAAAUUAAGAGGAAAAUGAAACAUAGAAUGAGAAUGAUGAUGAAGAAGUAAAAUAAUAAGAACAAGAUUAAGAAGAAGCAGAAAAAGAAAAAGAAAAUGAGGAUGAAGAAGAAAAAGAAAAAGAGGAAUAAUAAUAAGAUGAAAAUCAAGAAGAAUAAGAGGAGAAUGUUUAAGAAAAGUAAUAGGAUAAGCAAAAGUCCAAGACAAAAAAAAAAUAAUCUAAAGAAAAUAAUAAGGAAAAAGAAAAAGGAAAGAAAAAUAAAUAAAAAACUUAAGAUUUAGAAGAGGAAAAUAAUGAGAAUGAAAAUAUUGAAAAUGAAGAAGAAUUAUAUGAUUUUAAUGGUAGAUACAUACCUAAUGAUCCAUUUUAUGAACAUCGAAAAUCAAAAAGAGGAAGAGUUCCUUUCAACUAUCCAACUAGAGAUCCAUAUCAAGAUAUGUUUGAAGAUGAACGAUUUUGGAGAUAUGAAACUAUGAGAAGACAAUAAGUAAGGUAUCCUUUCAAUGGAUAUCCUUAUAGACAUAGAAAGUAAACAGUUGAUCAUUCACCAUUUCCACAUGUUAAUUCUUAUUAUAAAAUGCAUCCUUAUUAGCAAUAGACCUAUCAUUGUUCACCUUGGGUUGGUAGAGACUUUUAUCCUGAUACUGGUUAUGGAAUGAGUAGAGUAACAGCUGCUUAUAAGGGUAGAUAUACAGAUCCUGAUUAAGUGUUAAGAGAUUUAACAAUAAAAUAAUAAUAAUAAAAACAAUGGAAAAAAUCUAUUUAAUAAUAUAGAGAUUAAGUAGGAUAUAAGUAAGGGGACUACGAUCUAGACUUUUAGCCAGAUUAUUCUUAAUCGUAUGAUAAUAUUGUAUAAUAAUAUCCUGAUUAUGAUUCAACUAUUUAAGAUCCAAGUUAAUUUCAACCAUAUGAAGAAGAAUAAAAAAAGAUUUAUGAUUAUUUGAAUGAUCCUUAAUAUAAAUUUAGAUAGGGCAAAAAACCAUUGGUAAAAAAUGAUAGAAUAAAAACAUUUAAUCGUUAUUAGGAGGAUACAAAUGAUUGUUUUGUGGUUUAUGAUUAAUGCAAUUUUUAAGGAAAUAGAUUAGAUUUAUGUGGAGAAUAUCCUGACAUUCCAUAAUAUAUAAAUGGAUUUAAGAUUUUCUCUUUUAUUGUACCUGAUAAUUUAUAAAUAAGAUUUUUUCAAUCAACAGAUUUUGAAAGUAUUAAUAUUAUUUAAAUAAAUUAGACAAUUUUUAAAAUGUUGAAGGAACAUCUGAUUGCUUAAAAGUACCAUAUGAAUUAGUUCCAAAUUUAUAAUAAUGA
Molecule: messenger RNA, 3908 nt
Organism: Paramecium pentaurelia
Lineage: Eukaryota; Ciliophora; Oligohymenophorea; Peniculida; Parameciidae
Source: the annotation of a GenBank genome assembly